Molecule: messenger RNA, 1548 nt
Organism: Trifolium pratense (red clover)
Lineage: Eukaryota; Viridiplantae; Streptophyta; Magnoliopsida; Fabales; Fabaceae
Product: putative receptor protein kinase ZmPK1
Exons: 5
Coding region: 1-1548 (515 amino acids)
Biological process (GO): protein phosphorylation
Molecular function (GO): protein kinase activity; ATP binding
Source: RefSeq, a predicted model, not a curated record
AUGGCUGAUUCAACCGACAACUCUGCUGAAACUAGUCAACGUAAUAAAAAAAGUGUUAGAGGUCCCACUAUGUUGAAAGCAAUUGAAAACGUUCGUAAAACGGGUAUAAAGAUCCCUCUCCAGUUUGAUCUAGAAACUGGAGAGUGUUAUGGUAACAAUGCCUCCCAUUUUAAGAGUUACGUAGCACUUCUUACUCGAGAAAGAUGCAGUAUUGCGAAAGAGUUGUGGAAACAUAUACCUGAAGGAGUAAAAAAUGCUAUGUGGACAGAUAUUAAGGCUAUUUUUGUUAUACCCGGGUUUGAUGAUGCAAAAAGGAAUGAUCAUUUUAAGAAAAUAUGGUUGUGGAAACAAGUGUUGUUUAAGAUAGUGGGGUGCUAUCUUGUGUUGUAUGUUAGAAAGAUUGUUAGGGGGUCUUGGGGUUGCACUCUUAAACUUACAGCUUGUAUAGCUCAUGGGAUUUGUGGAGAUAAUAGUACAUGUAGUUAUAAUCCUAAGCAUGGAAGAAAAUGUUCUUGUAUUCCAGGUUAUAGAGUCAAGAAUCAUAGUGAUUGGUCUUAUGGUUGCGAACCUAUGUUCGAUUUUACUUGCAAUAGAAGCGAGUCUACCUUUUCAGGGAUGGUAAAUGUUGAGUUUUAUGGGUAUGACAUUCACUAUGUUGAAGUUAGUAACUAUAGUUCUUGUGAGAAAUUAUGCUUACAAGAUUGUAAUUGUAAAGGAUUUCAGCACGGUUUUGGAUCGGGAAAAGGCUUUUAUAAGUGUUAUACAAAAACACAAUUGAGAAAUGGAAGGCAUUCGCCAUUCUUUGUAGGAACAACAUACUUGAGAUUGCCUAAAGGUAAUAACUUUUCGAAACAAGAAACUUCCACUCCGGGGGACCAUAUUUGUCAAGUGAAACUUCAAAGAGUUUUCGUUAGUGCAAGCGAGAGUCAUUUUGUGAAGUUUUUUUUAUGGUUUGUCACCGCGAUUGGAGCUUUCGAGGUGGUUUUCAUUUUUGUCAUUUGGUGCUCCCUAUUAAGGACGCACCAAAAUACUAAUGCAGACCAACAGGGCUACCAUCUAGCGGAUAUUGGGUUCCGAAAAUUCAGUUACUUGGAGCUAAAGAAAGCAACAAAAGGGUUCAGUCAAGAGAUCGGAAGAGGCGGAGGAGGGGUUGUUUACAAAGGCAUAUUAUCUGAUGAAAGACAUGCUGCAAUAAAGAGACUUUACAAUGCUCAACAAGGAGGAGAAGGCGAGUUUCUCGCUGAAGUAGGCAUUGGAAGGCUUAAUCACAUGAAUUUGAUUGAAAUGUGGGGAUAUUGUGCUGAGGGAAAAUAUAGAUUAUUGGUUUAUGAAUACAUGGAAAAUGGUUCUUUAGCUGACAAUUUGUCAUCUAAUAAACUUGAUUGUAGUAAAAGGUACAAAAUUGCUUUAGCAAUAGCAAGAGUUUUAGCAUAUCUACAUGAAGAAUGCUUGGAGUGGAUUUUACAUUGUGAUAUAAAGCCACAAAAUAUUGGAUUAAAUUAUGUACAUAGUUGUCUACCCAAAACAUACUUUGCAGCAAAUAGAUAA